GACUUUCUAGAAAAGCUUCUCAGUUGGCAAUAGAGGAUAGUGAUAUUGAAUUAAAGGAUUUUUUGAAUAGAUAUAUUAAAAAGAGAACAAAAAAUUGUAAAGAGCAAGAAUUUAAUAGGAGAUUAAGAGUAAUUGAUAAUGUAAUAAAUAAGAAUAAUAUAUUACAAAAGAUCAUUUAG
Messenger RNA from Funneliformis mosseae, 179 nucleotides. The record is from the annotation of a GenBank genome assembly. NCBI's taxonomy places the organism in Eukaryota, Fungi, Glomeromycota, Glomeromycetes, Glomerales, Glomeraceae.